AUGGCCGACGACAACACCGCUGCCCCCACCACCACCACCACCGAUUCCGCCGCCUCCUCCAGCACACUGCCGAAUACCAAUACGCAGCAAUCCGCCACCCAGCAGUCAUCGGCCGACGACGCCGUCCUCGACAACCAGCAGGAGCGAGAUCUCGACGCCGAGAUCAAUCCUGCAGCUCCACCUUCCUCCGGAGACAUCACCAUGGACUCCACCACGGAGCAGUCUGCCGCCCCUCCAGCUUCCGCAACAGCACCCAAUGCCGAGACAAAUGGCCUGAGCGACAUACCUGCAGUCGUCGAGCCGAGGAUACCGCAGAAGAAGGACUCAUCCUUGCGCGAGUUCAUGGGCAAGAUGGACGACUAUGCCCCGCUGAUCCCAGACGCUGUCACCGACUACUACCUCACAUUGGCGGGUCUGCCACCGCCACCAGAGACCGACAGGCGGCUGGCUCGACUACUGGCUCUUGCGACCCAGAAGUUCAUCGCAGACAUCGCGGCCGACGCCUAUCAAUACAGCAGGAUUCGAAGCACUAACACUACGUCGAACAACCCUAUGACGGGCUUGGGAGGAGCUGCUGGCUUUGGCACGAACAUGCCGGCAGGUGGAGAAGGCGAAGGCGGCGGCAAAGGCAAGAAAGAUCAGAAGGCAGCACCACUGGGAGGACCGAGGGCGGGAUACGGCGGGGGAGGAGCUGGCGGUGGACAGGGCAGGACCGUGCUCACCAUGGAAGACUUGGGCAUGGCGGUUGGCGAGUACGGCGUCAACGUGAAGCGGGGAGAGUUCUAUCGAUAA
This is a messenger RNA of Zasmidium cellare ATCC 36951, 792 nucleotides long. RefSeq lists its product as uncharacterized. The record is from RefSeq and is a predicted model, not a curated record. The coding region runs from base 1 to 792 and encodes 263 amino acids. Gene Ontology annotation, cellular component: nucleus; SAGA complex; transcription factor TFIID complex. Gene Ontology annotation, biological process: transcription initiation at RNA polymerase II promoter. NCBI's taxonomy places the organism in Eukaryota, Fungi, Ascomycota, Dothideomycetes, Mycosphaerellales, Mycosphaerellaceae. The transcript has a single exon. Gene Ontology annotation, molecular function: RNA polymerase II general transcription initiation factor activity; promoter-specific chromatin binding.